Messenger RNA from Pararge aegeria (speckled wood butterfly), 1142 nucleotides. RefSeq names its product H/ACA ribonucleoprotein complex subunit 2-like protein (gene NHP2). Gene Ontology annotation, molecular function: box H/ACA snoRNA binding. The coding region runs from base 113 to 583 and encodes 156 amino acids. The record is from RefSeq and is a predicted model, not a curated record. Gene Ontology annotation, biological process: rRNA pseudouridine synthesis; snRNA pseudouridine synthesis. The transcript has 2 exons. NCBI's taxonomy places the organism in Eukaryota, Metazoa, Arthropoda, Insecta, Lepidoptera, Nymphalidae. Gene Ontology annotation, cellular component: box H/ACA snoRNP complex.
UCGACAUUGUUUAUGUUGCUUCGCUUGGGCCACGCUUGGAGAAUCGAAUUUUGAUUCGCAUUCUGCACGUGGUGUACAAAAUAACUUUAUAUUUUAUUAUUAUUAUUACAAAAUGGGCAAAGUUAAACAAGAACCAGUAGAGCAGGAUGACAAAGGUGAUGUUACCAUCAAAGAUGAACCACAAAGUUACGAUGACAAAGUUGAACAUUGCAGUGUUAUAGCAAAACCCAUGGCACCAAAGAAACUAAGCAAAAAAAUAUAUAAACUCAUCAAAAAGUCCAGUGGUCACAAGAAUUACAUAAGGAACGGACUGAAAAUUGUUCAGAAACAGCUAAGAUUGGGUGAAAAAGGAAUUGUAUUCUUUGCGGGCGACAUUUCACCAAUAGAAAUCAUGUGCCACCUACCAGCAGUAUGCGAAGAGAAAGACGUCCCAUACUGUUACACACCCAGCCGUAAAGACAUAGGGGCUGCCAUGGGUACCAUGAGAGGUUGUAUAAUGGUGCUAAUAAAAGAACAUGAGGACUACAAGGAAUUAUAUGAAGAAAUAAGAGAUGAAAUUAAGCAUCUGGGGCAUCCAUUAUAAUUAACUAAUGUAAUUUAAGUUUUAAGCAAAAUAGUUAAGUAAGUAAAGGAUUCACAAUAAACACAAUUUUGGUCUGAAAGUGAAAAAGCCUGCAAAAAAAAAAUGUUCCCUAUUAUUUUAAAACUUAACAAUUUAUAUUACAAAUAUGAUUAUGACAUAAGUAUUUGGUCCACUUUACCAUAAAGGUAACUAGCUACACAACACCCAAAAAUUAUGACAAUAUUGUGGAUUCUAUGUUCAAAUUUCACCAAUACUUAGGAGAUAAUAUUUGAAAUUUUUGCAAACAUAUUUGGUAGAAAAAAUACAGACUUGAGUUGUUAUUAAAAAAAAAUAUAGGUUGAUAUUCCUACAGCUUCAGUGUCAUAAUAAAAAAUGGUUAGGUAAAUAAGUUUUAGGGAAAUACAGCAAAAUUAUUUUUAUGGCAUACACUUUAAGAUUUCAGAUUUUGGUUUUUGGAAGACAGAUAUGAUAAUUCCUGCUUUUGUGGUAUUUUUAAAUUCUUAUUCUUAAAGUAUGUUUGAAAUCGCUAAUCUUAAUAAAAAAAACUUUAUAACAACCA